CCAGAACACACUUUAAUUGAUUUGUUUGAGUAGUACAGUUGAAAUGGGGAAAGACGUUGAGGUUGGCAAUGAGUACUCUCUAAAGGACUACCAAGACCCUCCACCAGCACCCUUCAUUGACCCGGAGGAGCUGGGUCAAUGGUCUUUUUAUAGGGCCAUCAUAGCUGAGUUUGUUGCCACUCUUCUGUUCCUCUACGUCACUGUUCUCACAGUGAUCGGAUACAAAAGCCAAACAGACCCUCAUGUCACUGGCACUGAUGCCUGCGGCGGUGUUGGCAUUCUUGGCAUUGCUUGGGCCUUUGGUGGCAUGAUCUUUAUUCUUGUUUACUGCACUGCCGGCAUUUCUGGGGGACACAUUAACCCAGCUGUGACAUUUGGGCUUUUCUUGGCGAGGAAGGUAUCACUUGUCCGAGCCAUAAUGUACAUGGUGGCACAGUGCUUAGGAGCCAUUUGUGGAUGUGGGCUGGUUAAGGCCUUCCAGAAGGCUUAUUAUGUGAGGUAUGGCGGUGGCGCCAACGAGCUGGCUGAUGGUUACAGUAAGGGUACUGGGUUGGGUGCUGAGAUCAUUGGUACAUUUGUUCUUGUUUACACUGUCUUCUCUGCCACUGACCCCAAAAGAAAUGCUAGGGAUUCCCAUGUUCCUGUUUUGGCACCACUGCCGAUUGGAUUUGCUGUAUUUAUGGUUCACUUGGCGACGAUUCCAGUGACGGGGACGGGCAUCAACCCAGCAAGGAGUUUUGGAGCAGCUGUGAUAUAUGGGAAAGACAAAGCAUGGGAUGAUCAGUGGAUAUUCUGGGUUGGACCCUUUAUUGGAGCUGCAAUUGCUGCCAUAUACCAUCAGUUCAUUCUCAGAGCAGGAGCGCUGAAAGCCCUUGGAUCACAGAGGAGUAAUGCUUAAUUAAUUUUGCAACAAUAAUUCUGGAGGAAAUUGUAUAUACCAAGAUUUUCUGGGGGUAGAGAGUCUCAUCAUCCUCUGUGUUGCUUAUUUGUGUGUUGUACUGUGCUACUUUGUUUUGUUUUGUUUUUAAGUGUGCCAAUUAAAUCAAUGCUUUCCUUUUCCAUCUCUUCUUGUGAUUAUGUACUUUUUUUGCUGUUGGUAUCAUGCAUGUACCACAUAGUGGAAUAUAGUAAUGGUAUAUAUCUUCUCAAAUUAA
This is a messenger RNA of Ipomoea nil (Japanese morning glory), 1154 nucleotides long. Its product is annotated as aquaporin PIP2-4-like. The coding region runs from base 44 to 898 and encodes 284 amino acids. The record is from RefSeq and is a predicted model, not a curated record. Gene Ontology annotation, molecular function: water channel activity. Gene Ontology annotation, cellular component: plasma membrane. The transcript is spliced from 3 exons. Lineage: Eukaryota; Viridiplantae; Streptophyta; Magnoliopsida; Solanales; Convolvulaceae. Gene Ontology annotation, biological process: transmembrane transport.